GAUUUACCCUCCACCUCCACGCGUCUUGAUAACGGUGGACUUUGUCAAUCGCCAGCAAUCGCCUGCUUGCUUCUUUUUUCCUCUUUCGGAUUUUCCCUAAUUUCCCGCGUCUUGUGGGAUAGAAUUAGCAGGGCGGUCAACAAAUACAGACAUCGCCAUAUAUUUACAUUAUUAUAGAAUCUUGAACAACACAACCAGCUCUCCCUCAUCCUAUCAAUUGCUUCGAUCCGGUCACAUCCUUCUUGACUCUCUGCUUUCCCCUUCAUCGUUCCCCCAUCCAGCCCAUCCUCCCCAUCUCACCCAUAUGGCUGUCUCCAAUGGAAUCAAUAAUGUGGAGGUCGAUUCAGUUCAGAUCGGUGGGAUUGAAGAGCGCUACAGCAACUUCUUUGAAAGGAUGAAGCAGAACAAUCCAGACUGGUCGGAGCCACAAGAGAGAAUCUUGUUAGAGCCUUUCACUUAUCUAACCUCGACUCCGGGCAAGGAGAUUCGCUCGAUGAUGAUUGAUGCCUUCAACCAUUGGCUGUCCGUACCCACUGAGCAACUCAACAUUGUCAAGCGGAUUGUUGGCCUGCUUCAUACAGCCAGUCUCCUAAUGGAUGAUGUAGAGGAUGGAUCCGAAUUGCGUCGCGGGAUCCCAGUGGCCCAUAAGAUUUAUGGCAUCCCUCAGACUAUCAAUUCGGCCAAUUAUGUAUACUUUUUGGCUUAUCAAGAGCUAUCGAUGUUACAUCCCUCUCAAGACAGCUCUGCCUCGAACCUAUGGAAGCUCAUCAAUGAGGAGCUACUGAGACUGCAUCGCGGGCAAGGCAUGGAUCUGUAUUGGCGAGACUCAUUGACCUGUCCUACCGAGGAAGAAUAUAUCCAAAUGGUCAAAAACAAAACCGGUGGGCUGUUCAGGAUCGCAAUCAAGCUCAUGAUGGCCAUGUCACCACUUCAACAAAUCCCAGAUUACGUCCCCCUCGUCGAUUUGAUCGGGAUCAUCUUCCAAAUCAGAGACGAUCUAUUGAACCUUUCAUCCGACUAUACCGUCAACAAAGGCUUUUGUGAAGACUUGACCGAGGGCAAGUUCAGUUUUCCGAUCGUUCAUGCUAUCAGAGCGGACCCAUCGAACCAUCAACUUCUCAAUGUGCUACGACAGCGCCCGACGGACGACGGGAUCAAGUCCUAUGCGGUGAGCUACAUGAAGGAGAAGACCAAGUCGUUCGCGUAUACCCGGUUGGUCUUGGGCAUCCUCGAGGCGCAGGCCGAUAAGGAGGUCGCCCGCUUAGGUGACAACCCCGCCUUGAGAUCGAUCUUCAGCAUGAUGCACGUCGCUCCCUCGCCCCCUCAGUCGACUGCCCCUUCAUCAGCCUGAUCGGGGCUGCUUCGGUAAUCUCCUUUCAAAUGGGACUCGAUCGAAUCGAUCCCCCCCUUCUUCUUCAUUUUUCUACUUUUACUUCAAUGUAUCUUCCAUAGAGUUUCCAAUCAGUCUGGAACCACCUCUUUACCUUUUGUCACUUUUUGUUGUUUGGCUUUCAUCUGAUUCAUCUAAACCUUUGUUGUGUAGCUUCACUAAAAACAAAAGCAUAAAAAAACAUAGAAAAAACAAAAUUCCUGCCCUGCUUUUUUUGUUAUACCAAGUUGUAUUUUUCUUUUUUUGCUUUCUAAAUUAUUAUUUUUGAUCUCA
This is a messenger RNA of Puccinia graminis f. sp. tritici CRL 75-36-700-3, 1663 nucleotides long. RefSeq names its product geranylgeranyl diphosphate synthase, type III. Gene Ontology annotation, molecular function: prenyltransferase activity. The transcript is spliced from 10 exons. The record is from RefSeq and is a predicted model, not a curated record. Bases 305 to 1351 code for a protein of 348 amino acids. Gene Ontology annotation, biological process: isoprenoid biosynthetic process. Lineage: Eukaryota; Fungi; Basidiomycota; Pucciniomycetes; Pucciniales; Pucciniaceae.